Messenger RNA from Exophiala aquamarina CBS 119918, 549 nucleotides. RefSeq lists its product as uncharacterized. The transcript has 2 exons. The record is from RefSeq and is a predicted model, not a curated record. The coding region runs from base 1 to 549 and encodes 182 amino acids. Gene Ontology annotation, molecular function: protein binding. NCBI's taxonomy places the organism in Eukaryota, Fungi, Ascomycota, Eurotiomycetes, Chaetothyriales, Herpotrichiellaceae.
AUGGCAGAAGUUUUAGGCUUGGUCUCUGGCGUCUUGACCAUUGCACAAAUCGCUGGGUCUGUAGGCGCCAGUGUUAUCAGGCUGAAAACCCUGUGGGAUAAUGUCAAAAUUGUACCUGACAGUAUCCAAUCGUUGAUAUUGCAGCUCGAGCUACUGGAUCCAAUCCACUCAGAGAUGGAGAAUCAAUUUCCUGGGAUCCAGACUCUGCUAUCUACAGAUAGACUGAUGAUGUUGAGCUUCGAGCAUUCACGGAGAGCCAUGCGGACCCUUGAACGCUUGGUCGACGACCUCCAUCACCAAAUAUCUUCAACUAAACGGCUCAGAAAGGGCAUCGCUAAAGUCAAGGUCACCCCCAAGAAAGAAUUGAUCCGCACCUCGCUGGGACGGACAUUACUCCACUACGCAUCGCUUGAAGGACACUUCGAAAUGCUCCAGGGAUUGUGCGAACUUGGGCUAGUCGUUCACGAGACUGAUAAUGCGGGUAAAAUCCCCCUAGAUUAUCUUACUCGUUAUCGAACAGACCCAAGCAAGGCACUGGACAUCUACUGA